This is a messenger RNA of Pterocles gutturalis (yellow-throated sandgrouse), 2153 nucleotides long. RefSeq names its product retinal-specific ATP-binding cassette transporter-like. Gene Ontology annotation, molecular function: ATP hydrolysis activity; ATP binding; ABC-type transporter activity. Lineage: Eukaryota; Metazoa; Chordata; Aves; Pterocliformes; Pteroclidae. Gene Ontology annotation, biological process: transmembrane transport; lipid transport. The record is from RefSeq and is a predicted model, not a curated record. The annotation marks the transcript as partial. Gene Ontology annotation, cellular component: membrane; intracellular membrane-bounded organelle. The transcript is spliced from 18 exons.
CUUGAAGAGCAAAUACUGGGUCAAUGAGCAAAGAUAUGGAGGAAUUUCAAUAGGAGGAAGGCUCCCAGUCCUUCAUGUUUCUGGAGAUCAAGUUGUCAAUUUUUUAAGUGAUCUUGGCCGAAUGAUGAAUGUGACAGGAGGACAAACCUCACUGGCUGCUGCUAAAGAAAUUUCUAAUUUCCUUAAAUACAUGGAAACUGAAGAUAAUAUUAAGGUAUGGUUUAACAAUAAAGGCUGGCACGCUAUGGUUAGUUUCCUUAAUGUAGCCAAUAAUGCAAUCCUUAGAGCUAACCUGCGGACUGGCCAAGCCCCAGAGGAAUAUGGAAUCACUGCUAUAAACCAUCCUUUGAACCUCACAAAGGAGCAACUCUCUGAAGUCACUGUGCUGACCACUUCAGUGGAUGCUGUUGUUGCCAUCUGUGUGAUUUUUGCCAUGUCCUUUAUACCAGCUAGUUUUGUUUUAUACCUGAUUCAAGAACGUGUAACAAAAGCCAAGCAUCUACAGUUUGUCAGUGGUGUGAGCCCUGUGAUCUACUGGCUAACUAACUUCAUGUGGGACAUAGUCAAUUAUGCACUGAGUGCUGGAAUGGUUGUGGUUAUAUUCGCUGGAUUCAACAAGAAAGCAUACACUUCUCCGACUAAUCUCCCUGUGCUUGUUGCCUUGCUGCUUCUGUAUGGAUGGGCAGUAAUUCCCAUGAUGUACCCUGCUUCUUCUUUCUUCAGUGUCCCUAGCACUGCUUAUGUUGCACUGUCGUGCAUUAACCUCUUUGUGGGGAUCAACAGCAGUGCCAUUACAUUCAUCUUGGAGUUAUUUGAAAAUAACCCGUCUUUGCUGAAGUUUAAUAAAACAUUGAAAAACGUGCUGAUUGUCUUCCCACAUUUUUGCCUGGGCCGUGGACUCAUUGACUUGGCCAUGAACCAAGCUGUGACUGAAGUAUAUGCCAGGUUUGGUGAGGAGCAUGUUUCCAAUCCAUUUCAGUGGGACUUUCUUGGUAAGAACCUGGUUGCCAUGGCUGUUCAAGGGGUUGUGUUCUUCAUUCUCAAUCUCCUUAUGCAGCAUCGCUUGUUCUCCACAAGAUGGAUUGCUGAGACUGCCAUGUCACCUAUUAUUGGUGAAGAUGAGGAUAUUUAUGCAGGUAGGCACAAGCCUGCAGUGGACAGACUCUGUGUUGGCGUCCGUCCCGGAGAGUGCUUUGGUCUUUUGGGAGUGAAUGGUGCUGGCAAAACAACAACGUUCAAAAUGCUGACUGGAGAUACUGAUGUGACAUCUGGAGAUGCUGUAGUGGCUGGCAAUAGUAUAUUGACCCACAUUUCUAAUGUCCAUCAAAACAUGGGAUAUUGCCCUCAGUUUGAUGCCAUUGAUGACCUCCUCACAGGACGAGAGCAUCUCUACUUAUAUGCACGCCUGCGAGGGGUUCCAGCAGAGGAAAUCAAGAGGGUUGCUGAAUGGGGCAUCCAGAAGCUGGGACUUCCUAUGUAUGCAGACCACCUGGCUGGCACCUACAGUGGUGGCAACAAGCGCAAGCUCUCCACUGCUAUUGCACUGAUAGGCUGCCCACCACUCAUCUUGCUAGAUGAACCAACUACUGGAAUGGACCCUCAGUCCCGGCGUCUCCUGUGGGACUCUAUUGUCAGUGUGCUCAGAGAUGGGCGAGCUGUGGUUCUAACGUCACACAGUAUGGAAGAAUGUGAAGCCCUCUGUACUCGCUUAGCCAUCAUGGUAAAAGGUACCUUCAAAUGCCUGGGCACAAUUCAGCAGCUAAAAUACAAGUUUGGAGAUGGGUACAUCGUCACUCUGAAAAUCAAAGCUCCAAAGUCUGGGCUGCCUCCAGAUCCUACUCCUGCUGAGCAAUUCAUACGUGUGAACUUCCCAGGGAGUUUACAGAGAGAGAAGCACUACAACAUGCUGCAGUAUCAGAUUUGCUCCUCUUCUCUGGCUAAGAUUUUUCGGUUAAUACUCUCCAAUAAGGAAAACUUGCAUAUUGAAGAAUAUUCUGUGUCUCAAACAACUUUAGAUCAGGUUUUUGUGAACUUUGCUAAACAGCAGAUGGAGGAUGAGGAAAUUCCUUUGCAUCCCCGUGCAGCUGGAGCCAGCCGAGAAGCAAAGGUGUCCCCUGCUUUGCAUCAGCAGGCAGCUGCAUAGACUAUUCUUA